AUGGAUUGGACGGAUGAAAUUGAGACUGGGAUAUAUCAUGAUUCAUAUACAUGUUCAUGGUCACCAAGUUUCUACUGUCAUGAACAUUUGUGUCGACGACAUUAUUGGACAUGUGGCGACGGUCAAUGUUUGCCACAAGGAACGAAUCGUUUUAGAGCAAUAUGGAAUCAAAAUAUUCCAUUAACUUGCCUGAAUUUACGUGACAUUAAUUUUAUAUGUGAAGUAAAUAGAAGGCAUCGAUUAUGGACAAUUCAAAGUGGAUUUUGCCUACCUUUUGAACAAAUAUCCUACGAUGAUCGACCAAAUGAAUUAAUCAAUGAUAUACAAUAUUGUACUUUUCUGCUUAAAUGUCUUUUGUCCGUUGAUAUAAAUAUCGAUUGUCCAUGUUCAAAUCUCAGUAGAGAUUGUAUCAAAAAAUUUGAAUUCGAAUGCCGGAAAUUUCAUUACGUUGAAUAUCCGUCAGGUCCAUUGAUAAAUCCAUUCAUGUGGACAGUCUAUGACGUUUAUAAAUCAUUUCGAUUCGAUGGUGUGCCAGACUACUUCUAUUUCAAUGGCAGUAUUAAAUGUCGUGAUUAUCAAAGUACAUGGAUGGGUAUGGAACAUAGACGUCUUGAGUACGACGAUUAUGUUUUUCUCGCCGGUAUGAUAUCUUUUCCAAAUUUAUUUUGUUCUGCUAAGACAGAUAUAGUGUCAAACACAAGCUUUAUUAAACGUGAUUAUUCAUCGAAUGCACGAAAAAUGCAUCCCUAUUGUUGGAACGACACAAGAACAUUUGACAAUAGAUUAUAUCAAACAUCGCCAGAUAUUUGCCAGGAUACUGAAUGCAUUUCAUCAUAUCGCUUAAAAGAUGGAUCUCCAGACUGUGAACUAUGGGCUGAUGAAUGGAACUAUGUUCGAAGCUCAUGUGAAUCAAACCGUCAGUAUCGUUUUCAAUGUUUAGAAGAUCAAGAAACAUGUCUAUUAGCAAGUGAAACUUAUAAUCUUCGUUCUAAUUGUUCGAAUACUAUUCAGUAUGGACUAUCAAUUAGGACGUUGAAUUGUCAAAAACGGCAUGAUCUAGAUUGUCAAAUUUUGAAGCAUUUUAUUGCAAUAUCAUCUACUAAAAAUCAAUCAUUGUUAUCUAACUUGCCUCAGAAUGAUGUAAUGCUGGGUUUCAGUAAGGUUCCCGUUUUUCACCAAUAUUGUGAUACUUUCUUCGAUCUUAGUAUUGACAUGGAUGAAUCACGUGAAUUAUGUCAAAACUGGAUAUGUGCUAAAGAACAAUAUCAAUGUGCGACAGGACAGUGUAUUCCUACUGAAUGGAUUUGCGAUGGUGAGUAUUUCACAAAAAGAAAUUAA
Messenger RNA from Rotaria sp. Silwood2, 1338 nucleotides. Lineage: Eukaryota; Metazoa; Rotifera; Eurotatoria; Philodinida; Philodinidae. The record is from the annotation of a GenBank genome assembly.